Ylistrum balloti is the source of this 2781-nucleotide messenger RNA. RefSeq lists its product as uncharacterized. Gene Ontology annotation, cellular component: filamentous actin; stress fiber; adherens junction. The transcript has 8 exons. The coding region runs from base 186 to 1802 and encodes 538 amino acids. Gene Ontology annotation, biological process: actin cytoskeleton organization; muscle structure development. The record is from RefSeq and is a predicted model, not a curated record. NCBI's taxonomy places the organism in Eukaryota, Metazoa, Mollusca, Bivalvia, Pectinida, Pectinidae. Gene Ontology annotation, molecular function: actin binding; muscle alpha-actinin binding.
ACUAACGAUCAUACUUCGUACUAUCUCUCCAGAGUGCCGCUAUUCGUCAGCUCUCGUCGAUUUCGACUCCGUGUGUAGUUACAGAGGCUGAGAGAGUCCAGGUUCACAUUCCCGUCCGGUCGGGUCUUUAUAGCAGUUGCUUCACCUAAGCAGGAUGGCUAUUAGGAACUGACCGACCAUAGAAGAUGAGGGUGAAGCUGUUUCGGGAUUCGUUCGAUACCCCCUGGGGAUUCCGUCUACAGGGCGGUAGGGACCUGAACCAGCCCCUUGUAGUACAGAGGGUUUUUUCGAACACUCCCGCAGAGGGAGAACUUCAGCGAGGAGAUAUUUUUCUCGAGAUAAACGGGAGAGACGCAGAAGGAUUUACACACAAACAGGCUUUAGACCAGAUCAAGUUUGGCGGAGGGCAAAUCGAACUCUUGAUAGAAAGACCGGCUACACCAAACAUCAACCCUCUUCAUCCUCAAAGUCCAACACGAGCUCCAUCUAACCUCCCGGCUGUCUUACCUGGUGCGAUCCAGAUUCCUAUAAAGAAGCGACCAGACCCGGUAUACGCAGCCCCCAGCAUGCCACCACCACAGAACACAUCCGGGCACCAGCCUAAAAAAAUAACACUCAACCAGUUCGGAGGCGGUACCACUAAUUAUGGUUCCAGCUACGGUAAGCCCUCGGUGAAAACCGGGUGGUCCCCGCAAUCACCCCCUUCCUCCCAACAACAGUAUUCCCCUCAUCCCAAUAUGAUGGUGCGUGUCCAGGAUAGUCUUGAUAGUGCUCUGUCACCCAAGUCUUUCUCCUCGUACCAGCAGCCCGUUCAACACCAAGCUCCUCCUCCAAUGCGCCAGUUCAGUGCCGGGCCAUCCUUUCCCACUCAAGCUGUGUCUGCGGCACAGGCAGAACUGCAGGACCAACAGCCCAGUUAUAUCCGGUCAAGUGACCCUGUGCCCGAGGAGGAUUACACGUAUAUCCCUGUAUCACAAAGGAAGCAGACAUUUAAUUCUAAACCUGCACCACCACAGCAGGACAUGCGUUAUAAUAACGGCAACAACGAGUUCCAAGAGGUUGCUGAGGAGGAGGAAGAUAAUUAUCCAACAGCUCCAGUUUGGGAACGACGAAAAAUGUUUGGUCAAGCAGCACCGGCUAAGAAAGCUACCCCUAAGGGUCGAAAGGGGCCGAAGCCGUUUAAACCUCAGUCACAGGACGCUGUUGCUUUUGGAGUGGAUUAUACCAAGGUCAGUAAGCAGCCCGAGCCCCCGAGGUUCCAGCCCGCGGCCCCACCACCACCGCCGCCACCAGUUCAGUCGAAACCGGUAAACUAUAGCGGUGACACCACGGAUGGAUAUGAUAAGGCACCUGCAUGGUCUAGCUCGUUGAGAUCCUCCAACGUCAUCAAACCUUGGGAACUGGAACAACAGGAGAGCUUCAUGCCUUCUCAGAACACACCCCAGCGAGGAGCCCCGCCCUCCGUCAGCCCCAAACCGACGUCGCCAAGACCCCCUCCACAGGCUCCGGUCCAGAGGCAGCUCUCCGUCAGGAUGUCCUCCACUGCAACGUCCACCGGGCCCGCCCCCGCCACCACCAAAACUGGAGAACGUGACUGGAGUGAGUCGCACGUGUACCGGAUGUUGCACGCUCAGAAAGAGCCACCAGCAUCGCAUUCGGCGCCCAUGGUGAACACCAAGCCCCCACCACCUCCGAUGUCCUACAAGCCCGUAGCACCUCCACCUCCACAAAAGCAGUACCAACAACAAGCCCCGCAGAACAACUACGCCUUCGACGAUAGCUUCGGGACGUCGGACUUCUAAGUGAGGAUUGUGUUGGCAGCAUGCUAUCCUCAAGGCCACUUCCGGUGCUGCAACUUAACUAUUAGAGGUUCUCGGCCAAUGUUAUAAUGAGAAGAGGCGGUGACAUGUGAAGUAUUCAUAAGCAUUUUGUAAAUUAUAAAGACCAUCCUUGUCCAAGCUACCUUGGCCCAUUGCUUUGAAGCGAAACAUUUCUCAUUAUACUUGGAUUCAUGCAAAGCUUUGAGUUUUGAGGUGUGUAGUGACAUAUCCGGUCUAUUUAGAGAAAACAACGUUCUUCCGGGAACUUGUUAUUUUGACAAAUCGACAUGGUGCUGAUUGAAGUGUCUAGAUAAUGAAGUUAUAAUUACAAUGAAUUCCUUCGUGUUGUGGAUCGAAACAAGAAAUAUGGUCUAUGUUCAUCCACCAUACAAAGGGCAAUGUCUUCCACAGAACGGGAAGACUAUUAGAUAAUGAAGUAGAAACUUCGGGAAAUCAAUCAAUUUUAAUGAGAUUUCGAUAACAUUGGUAUUUAUAUAAUUGUUAUACCGUUUGGUCGGACUUGAAGAAAAUGUGCAAUAUCAUAUUUAUUAUACAUGUUUUGUGUGACGACUAGUUACACGCUUCCUGUGAUUGUACUUUAAGUGUACUUAUUUAUAUUAGAAAAAUUGACUUAGAUGUUCACAGACUUAUGUUAGGAUGUAACGAUGAAAUAUAGUUGGCGGCCCAUUGGCUUACUAACAGACGGUCAUGUGAUGAGAUUGGACAUAGGAAUCGCUUUUGUGUGCUAUUGUAGUAUUUUCCUCCUUCCUGGAAUGUUUAUAUACAAGUUUAUGCCAUAAAAUAAGAUUGUGCAAUAAAUAUUUUAUUUGUAAAUGUGACACAUUAACAGAUCUUUUACACUUUUAAUUUAUGUUUAUAUCGAGAUGCAAAAGGGAUAUAUCAUACACGGCAAAUAUUGAUGAGCUAAGACGUAUAUAAAAUAAAGUGGUCUAUCAUAGUC